Messenger RNA from Prorocentrum cordatum, 490 nucleotides. NCBI's taxonomy places the organism in Eukaryota, Dinophyceae, Prorocentrales, Prorocentraceae. The record is from the annotation of a GenBank genome assembly.
CUGGACGAAAUCAUGUUUAUGAUCGGGCCGCAGAGGUCCACAGGCUCCCGUGGAGGCUCACCCAGACGUUCCCCCCGAGAGGACGCCGACGCCCUGUGCGAGGUCCUUGAGGCGCUCUCCGCCGUCCCCGCGACGGUGGAGCUGCUGAAGGAGACGCACCUGGGCGUGCUCACCCAACCCCUCAAGGACCACGCCAACAAGCAGGUCCGGUCGGUGGCCAAGAGGCUCCGCCGAGGCUGGAAGGACAUCGUCAGCGAGGCGAAGGAGAGGUCCGCAGAGGGGCCCGCCGAAGACGUGGAGGCGGAGCACGGCGGCGCCGCGGCGCUCAAGAGAGAGGCCUGGCACGCGAUGAGGCCGCCGCCUCCUGGAGCUGGCGGCGACCGGAGGAAGACGAAUGUGGCGUCGAUCGCUGCCAGGAUCUCGCAAUGAAUCAAUCGGCGGCGAGCCUGAGGGGGAAGGGAGAAGGGGCGGGCCUUCUCAGAAGGCUCGG